This is a messenger RNA of Alternaria conjuncta, 1668 nucleotides long. RefSeq lists its product as uncharacterized. The transcript has a single exon. Lineage: Eukaryota; Fungi; Ascomycota; Dothideomycetes; Pleosporales; Pleosporaceae. Bases 1 to 1668 code for a protein of 555 amino acids. The record is from RefSeq and is a predicted model, not a curated record. Gene Ontology annotation, molecular function: hydrolase activity, acting on carbon-nitrogen (but not peptide) bonds.
AUGACUUCCCUCACCACCCACCCCCAAGCAGACACCCUAAUCCGCGCCGGCACAAUCGAAACACUGCACUCCGGCAUGCCACCACAGCGAUCUAUAGCCCUCCUCUCCGGACGCAUCAUCGCUCUCUCCGAGGAUCCAGCAGGCUUAGAUGACUUUAUCGGCAGCCAGACCCAGAUCAUCAACGUACCAGACUCCACCGUCCUCCCCGCAUUUACAGAUACGCAUACACAUCUGAUUCUCGCCGGUCUGACCAAUUUUGACGUCCCAGUUAACGACGUCAAGAACCUGGAUGAACUAUUCGCAAGAUUGAAGAAACGGGCGAGUGAGACGAAAGAGGGUGAAUGGAUUUGUACGGCGACGGAUUGGCUGGAGUACAACAUCAAAGAGCAGAGAUUGCCAACGUUGAAGGAACUCGAUGCAGUGUCUACCAAACAUCCCAUCAUGGUAAUGCGCGGUGGUCACAACGUAGUAGUCAACUCAGUCAUUACAGGACUACUAAACAUAACCUCCUCCACGCCCUCACCACCGGGCGGCCUCAUCGGAAAAGAAGAAGACGGAAGUCUAUCCGGUCUAUUCCAAGACUCAGCCACCAUCCCCGUCCUCAAAUUGAAGCCAUCCACAACCCUCGCGGAACGAGUUUCUGGACUAGAAGCCGCAAGCCGUGCGUACGCCGCAACGGGAACAGCCUGCGUCCGCGACUGCUACGUCCCGCUCGCUGAUCUAGACGCCCUCGUCGCUACCCACGCAGCCGGCAAACUUCACGUGCGCGUACAUGCCCUCAUACCCGCCGUGGGCAUGACGUCCGCAGAGCAGGUCGAGGGUUUACUUGACAAGAUGGAGUCUUACCGGCAUAUGCAAACGGACCCCUACCUCUCCGUCUGGGGCGUGAAAUUCAUGGUCGACGGCGGCAUGGAAGCAGGCGCCGUCUUCGAACCUUUCCUCGAGAUACCGCCCGGUCGCGAAAAAGACGCGGAUUGCAAUUGUUGCGGCUUACCCAGAUACCACGGGAUGCUCACAUGGGAGAAACCGGCUCUCGUGGAAGCCAUGACCGCGGUCGUACGUCGAGGCUGGAAGAUAGGCACACACGCAUAUGGCGAUCGGGCUGUCAAGUUGGUAUUGGAUGUAUACGAGGAACUCAUGCAGCGGUUUCCGUACUUACAGCCCGGAACACUGGUCAUGGAACACGGAGGCCUAAUCUCACCCAGCGAACAAAUCCGAGCGGUAAACCUCGGAAUCGCGACGACUAUCCAGCACCCGCUUCUCCACAACGCAGCGGGGGUACAAGAGGUAUACUGGGGCCACGAUCGCGUAUCCCGCACCUUCCCCGCUCGUACCUGGCUGGAUGCUGGUGCGCUGAUAGCGGGUGGGAGCGAUUAUCCUGUUGGUAGUUUUGCGGCUAUGCGGUCGGUUUGGGGGAUGGCGAGCCGCGAGACUGUGAUUGGGGUGAGGGGGGUUGAGCAUGCUAUUACUGUGGAGGAAGCGGUUGCGUUGCAUACUACCAAGGCGGCGGAACUGCUGAGGGAGGAGGGGGAGAGGGGACGGCUUCUACCGGGGUUUGUGGCGGAUAUGGCGGUUUGGGGGGUUAAUCCGCUGAAGGUGGAUGUGGGGAUGUUGAAGGAUAUGAUGCCUAGUCACAUUUCCGUUGAUGGCAAGUUUGUGAAGACUUAG